Daphnia pulex (common water flea) is the source of this 3229-nucleotide messenger RNA. RefSeq lists its product as uncharacterized. Bases 98 to 2977 code for a protein of 959 amino acids. Lineage: Eukaryota; Metazoa; Arthropoda; Branchiopoda; Diplostraca; Daphniidae. The transcript is spliced from 7 exons. Gene Ontology annotation, molecular function: DNA binding; zinc ion binding; ubiquitin-protein transferase activity. The record is from RefSeq and is a predicted model, not a curated record. Gene Ontology annotation, cellular component: plasma membrane; BRCA1-A complex; nucleus. Gene Ontology annotation, biological process: double-strand break repair via homologous recombination; negative regulation of fatty acid biosynthetic process; positive regulation of transcription by RNA polymerase II.
UCACGUGUGUUUUUGGCGCCCAAAAGAGUUGAAGGGAAGUCAGCAGAAUUUUGUAAGGGAUUCAGUUGAAAAUCUUGUAAGAAAAUCAGUUUCUAACAUGAAGAGUGAAGAAGAGGAGUCGGUAAUGAGAACCUUCAUAGGACAAACUCGUGAUUUAAGUGAAUGUUCCAAAUGCACCAGAUUGCUACUUGACCCAGUGGAAGCAAAAUGUGGACAUUACUUUUGUCGAGGCUGCAUUACUGAGCUACCAAGAAACUCAACUGGCGAACAAACCCAUUUGUGUGGUGUGUGUCAAACUAUAGUCUGCAAAGAUGACUUGAAAGAGCUAAAUACCAAGAUGAGCAAAAUUACCUCUUCCCUGCAGCAUUUUUUACAAGAUUUUUGUAGAGAGGGAGGAUGGAAAAUUGAUACUUUGUUGAGUAGUUCUGCAAAUGGUCAACGAAUUUCAAGAUCACUACCCUUAAAUUUAGAAGGAAAGGAGAAAUCUGUAGUAUCAAGGACAACAGCAGCUGAUAUUGAAGAAGGCAGUGGUUCUGUUAUUAUUUGCAGUUCAUCUUCCUCUGAACUGGCUCAUCAGAGUACACUUGAACCAGAACACAAAGUACAACAAUGGCUGAUGACCAGCAAUCCCAAUGUAGAUCCACUUGCUGUCCCCAGUGAAGAUGAUGGUGAAAAUCCAAGCAUUAAAAGCUCCAGGACACUUUCCAAAGCACUUUCAUUUGAAUCUAAAACUACGGCUCAACUAGUUUUUACGCCCGUGGAUAUUUCGUCUAGUACUGGCAAAGAAUCGUCGUAUGAUAUCGUUUCAGCUCCCAGUCCACCACCUUCCAGGGAAAUACCACAGCAGAUGAAACGAGGACGAGGUGGCCGUGGUCGGGGAAGAGGUCGCACAAGAAAGAAUGCCCUACCGAUUAGUUCUGGUGAACCUCCAGCCAAGAAACGCGGCCGGUCGGCCGGUAACACACCAGAAACUAAACCAACGACAUCUACAACACCCAAAGGAGAGCCGGAUUCCUCACCAGAAAUAGGCAACACAACUGCAUCUAAAGCGCCGUCAAUUGCAACCACCAUCACUCCUUUGACGCGUUCGUCAAAGCCCCCCAUUGAAAUUCCUAGCAGUAUCGAACGAUCAAAAGAUUCCCGGAACGAAACCAGUAAUCAUAUUGGGGAGGAAGAAAGGAAUAUUUCUAUUAGUAUUGGAAAUUCUUGCGCUCUACCAACCAAUGAAGCUCUGGAAAAAUCUUCAGAGACUUCUGCUCGACUAGUUGACGUCUGCGAACCCUAUCUGAACUGUGUUUCAGAUGUUCGAUGUAUUACACCACGACCAUUUGAAUCAGUUCUGGCGGACAGAUCAAACAUUCAUGUAUUGCAACCAGUAUCAGCCCCAAGUCUUCAACUUGACAAGCCCGUCAGUGUUCCUUCGACAGCUUAUCACACGACACCGGUUUCUCGGCCCAGAGCUCGAAACUCCUUGGGAUCUUCUAUACAUGAUCUUCAAACAUCUGAUAGGGACUUUCGACGUCACUCCAUUUCAGAAGAGCUGCGAUCUGGCACUGGAAGGCGCAACGUGAAUUUUUUCCAUAAAGGCCGGAUCGUUCCGGGGAAACCCAUCAGUUCAUUCAAGAAACAGCAAAUCGUUUUCACUCGAUUGGGGAAAUUGGGUCCUUUUCUUGACCUUCCCCCGGCAUGUCCUCCGGUUUCGGUGCAUCCGCCCGUUCACGCUCAAAAAUGUUUUGAAGAUAAAGAAACUCAAACCUUUCCACCAUCGCCUCUGUCCUUUUCUUUAGUUUCCACCCAGACGGAACCAUUUGAAGCAUCAAUGACCCCAAACAAGGAAUCGAACACAGACCAUCCGUUAAUGAAUAACCAGACAUUAAUAGUUCCGGACAAAGCCCCGUCUAUCGACAGUGUACUGAAAUCACUCGACGCGCAAUUACGGGAUGAAAACAUUUUGGUGGGAGAACCGGAGGAAUACAGCGAAGAUUUGUUCAUGUCUGCUGAGCCAUUCAAACGAGCCAGAGUUUUGUCUUCGAGUGACAGUGAUGACGACAAGAUGGAAACCAAGAGGAAGAAGCCCUGCCCUUCCGUGAAAUCCGUCGAUACUGACGGUCCGAUUUCGUCGAUGUCUCAUUCUGCGGAUGGAGCGACUACUGCCAACCUACCCCAGCGACUAUCCCCACAACAAGCGAGUGCAGAUUUAGCUAGCAAAACUGUUGUGAUGGAGAGCGAUCCGGAUGAGGAUGACGUUCUGGUAGCGACCCCACCACACCCACCUACUCCAAAGCCUGUACCAUGCAAAAAAAAAGUUCUUACGUGUUCCGGGCUUCCGCGUCCGCAGGUGAAGAUGGUAGAAGAUUGGGCUCGGCGUGUAGGGGCUGAAAUUUCCUUGACGUACAGUUCGGCCGUGACCCACAUCAUCGUUCAGGUGGACGAAGAAAACUGUGCUCAGCGCACCCUGAAGUUCUUGUACGGAGUCGCCAGUGGCAAGUGGAUCGUUGGAAUCGAUUGGAUUCAUCAGUGCAUACGCGAAACCAGAUUGAUCGACGAAGAACCUUUCGAAGCGCUGGACAUGGAUGGCGAGGACGGCCCUCGCCGAGCCAGACAGACAAGUCAGAGGAGCAAGCUGUUUGAAGCUUUCGAAUUCUGCUGCCAAGAGCCCUUUACCGACGUGUCUGUUGAGCAGUUGAAUGAGUUGUUGAUGUUAUGCGGGGCCGUAACAGCAAACAGUCCCGCGGAGCUGACCAAAAACCGGCGUCACUCGAUGAUCAUCGUUCAGACCGACGACGACGUCAGCCCCGCAGUUCAGCGUAAGGCGGCCAGCUGGUUCGAGCGCCUCCAAGUCCUCAGCGUUUCCCGCGAAUGGGUCCUAGAUUGCCUGGCGUCGUAUCAACUCCUUCCGGUGCGCAGUCAACUCAUUGGAAAGCAUUCCGAGUCUAUGCUUAGAAUGAUGGGAUUUGAUUCACAUCUUUUGGCCUAGAGACCAACUCUGUGCACCGUUUUAUUUUUGUUUAUUGUUGCAAUGGGUUUCAAGUUCAUGGAGUGAUACAUUUUUCUGUUCGCGUGGUAGAUUGAUAAACAACUUUGAACGUUUUCCAUUGCUUUUUUUUUUUUUUUUUUUUUCACUUUGCCAACUGUUUUGUUUAAUAUACACGCCAAUUUCCCUAUAGUUCUUUGUAUUUUGCCGAUCCUGUUUUACAGUAAAUGACUUAUAGUCGGCUCUUCUUUUCAU